This is a messenger RNA of Molossus molossus (Pallas's mastiff bat), 2577 nucleotides long. It is a transcript of the gene EVI5, whose product is annotated as ecotropic viral integration site 5. The coding region runs from base 82 to 2562 and encodes 826 amino acids. The transcript is spliced from 19 exons. NCBI's taxonomy places the organism in Eukaryota, Metazoa, Chordata, Mammalia, Chiroptera, Molossidae. The record is from RefSeq and is a predicted model, not a curated record.
GUGGCUACAGACAAGGUUGCAGAAAAGUUGAGUUCUACUCUCUCAUGGGUGAAGAACACAGUAUCAUAUACAGUCAGUCAGAUGGCCAGUCAGGUGGCAAGUCCAUCUGCUUCAUUACACACUACAUCCUCAUCUACCACACUAUCAACGCCAACCCUUUCACCAUCUUCUCCGUCACAGCUGAGCCCAGACGACUUAGAACUCCUGGCUAAACUGGAGGAACAAAAUAGAUUGUUAGAGACGGAUAGUAAGUCUUUAAGAUCUGUAAAUGGGUCAAGAAGAAACAGUGGCUCCUCCCUUGUAUCAAGUUCAUCAGCCUCUAGCAACCUCAGCCACCUUGAAGAAGAUUCUUGGAUACUUUGGGGAAGAGUUGUUAAUGAAUGGGAAGAUGUGCGAAAAAAGAAGGAAAAGCAAGUUAAGGAACUUGUUCGUAAAGGGAUACCCCACCAUUUUAGAGCAAUAGUUUGGCAACUUUUAUGCAGUGCACAAAGUAUGCCAAUUAAGGAUCAGUAUUCAGAACUCCUGAAAAUGACUUCGCCUUGUGAAAAAUUGAUCCGAAGGGACAUUGCUAGAACUUAUCCUGAACACAAUUUUUUUAAGGAAAAAGAUAGCUUUGGACAGGAGGUUUUAUUUAAUGUAAUGAAGGCUUAUUCUUUAGUGGAUCGUGAGGUUGGUUACUGUCAAGGAAGUGCUUUUAUAGUUGGAUUGCUGCUUAUGCAGAUGCCAGAAGAAGAAGCUUUCUGUGUAUUUGUUAAAUUAAUGCAAGAUUAUAGACUUCGUGAACUUUUUAAACCAAGUAUGGCAGAAUUGGGCCUUUGUAUGUACCAGUUUGAAUGCAUGAUACAGGAACAUCUUCCAGAGCUCUUUGUACAUUUUCAGUCUCAGAGUUUUCAUACCUCAAUGUAUGCAUCAUCGUGGUUUCUGACUAUCUUUCUAACAACUUUUCCACUACCAAUUGCGACAAGGAUAUUUGAUAUCUUUAUGUCUGAGGGUUUAGAAAUAGUGUUUCGAGUAGGAUUAGCACUUCUUCAAAUGAAUCAGGCAGAACUGAUGCAACUUGACAUGGAAGGGAUGUUACAGCACUUUCAGAAGGUCAUCCCACAUCAGUUUGAUGGAAGUCCAGACAAAUUAAUCCAGGCAGCUUACCAAGUCAAGUAUAACUCAAAAAAAAUGAAAAAGCUUGAAAAGGAAUACACUACAAUAAAAACUAAAGAAAUGGAAGAGCAAGUUGAAAUUAAAAGGUUACGCACAGAAAAUAGACUUUUAAAACAACGCAUUGAAACAUUAGAAAAAGAAAGUGCUUCCUUGGCAGAUAGAUUGAUACAGGGACAAGUGACAAGAGCCCAGGAGGCUGAGGAAAACUACCUCAUAAAACGGGAACUGGCCACCAUCAAACAGCAGAGUGAUGAGGCCAGUGCUAAGCUGGAGCAGGCUGAAAAUACCAUCAGGAAGCUCCAGCACCAACAGCAAUGGCAUAAAUGCAGUUCCAACUACAAUGAAGAUUUUGUGCUACAGCUAGAAAAAGAAUUGGUUCAAGCCCGUCUGAGUGAAGCUGAGUCUCAAUGUGCACUAAAGGAGAUGCAGGAUAAAGUCCUGGAUAUGGAGAAGAGAAACAACUCCUUUCCUGAUGAGAAUAACAUUGCAAGGCUUCAGGAAGAACUCAUUGCUGUAAAACUGAGAGAAGCAGAAGCCAUUAUGGGUUUGAAAGAACUUAGACAACAAGUCAGAGAUUUAGAGGAGCACUGGCAGCGCCACUUAGCUCGUACUACUGGGAGAUGGAAAGACCCACCAAAGAAAAAUGCUGUGAAUGAGUUACAAGAUGAAUUGAUGACCAUUCGACUCAGAGAAGCAGAAACACAGGCAGAAAUAAGAGAAAUAAAACAAAGGAUGAUGGAAAUGGAAACACAGAACCAGAUCAACAGUAACCAUCUUCGAAGAGCAGAACAAGAGGUGACCAGUCUACAGGAGAAGGUGCAGUAUCUUUCUGCGCAGAACAAAGGACUACUUACUCAAUUAAGUGAAGCAAAGCGCAAACAAGCAGAGAUUGAAUGCAAGAACAAGGAAGAAGUGAUGGCUGUGAGACUCCGGGAGGCAGAUAGCAUAGCUGCUGUGGCUGAACUACAACAACACAUUGCAGAGCUUGAAAUCCAGAAAGAAGAAGGAAAGCUUCAAGGACAGCUUAACAAGUCUGAUUCUAACCAGUAUAUUAGGGAACUGAAAGAUCAGAUAGCAGAGCUGAAUCAUGAGCUCAGGUGCCUAAAAGGCCAGAGGGGCUUCUCAGGCCAACCCCCUUUUGAUGGAAUCCACAUUGUCAACCAUUUAAUAGGAGAUGACGAGUCAUCGCAUUCCUCUGAUGAAGAUUUUAUAGAGAAUUCCUUACGGGAGAGUGGCAUCGGUUUUCCUUUGCACAGAAAAUCUGGGGCAAUGUCUUUGGACCCUGCUGUGGCCGAUGGUAGUGAAAGUGAAACAGAAGACAGUGUGGUGGAGACCAGAGAGAGUCAGCAAGUGGCUCAAAAGGAACAGCCCCCCAAAAAAAGGGAGUCAUACUCAACUACUGUCUGACCACCACUGUGACCU